GCUGUGACCUGAUGAUAGUGCAAAUGUUUUCUCAGUGAAAUGGGAUCUCCAGGACUUCAGAUUCUCCCAAGACCUCAAUUACUACAGUGUAUUGAUUGCACUUCCUUUUCUCGGUCAUUCCUGGGUCAGUUUUAUUGCUUGUUGCUGUGUCACUGAAAAAAGUCACAAGGUGACCAUAAAAUGAAUGCAGGAGGUGUGAAGUCAGAAGAGGGUGCCUUCAGUGACUUGGAUUUCUUUGAAUACCUUUGACUUCAGUGAUGUCCGAUAUUCAAUAUUCUUAAUUAAACACAGUGCCUGGAGUUCUUUGUAGUCUUAGGAGGUGCAUUUCAUAGGACAUAUAUAUGAGGAAAAAAUAUCAACUGGACAAAGAAAAGUGCAGGCUCAGUGGAUAAAGUAGUUUCACUGAAUUUUAGAUGAAAUCCAUUAUUGAAUGAUAGAGAGAGUUGGUCACGCUUGACAUAUUUUGAUUUGGAUGUCAAACAAAUGGAUGUUUAUAUUGUCGUGGUGAUGUAAGGCGGAAUUUGAAGGAAAUAUCAUUGUGCCUACAUGAAGUCCCAAGGAAAUUGCAGUUAAUGGUUUUUUUUUUCCUUCUGAAUAUUAGUUUAUGACAAUUUGCCAACGAAACCUUCGUCAUUUGUUUUGUGUAACAAAACAGCAUCAUAUGAUAUACAGUGUACCUAUGAAGUUCUGAAUCAGAUCAGUUCAAUUUACUUUUGGAUUUGAGGACUGAUAAGGCGAUGGAGUUUGAUACCUAAUGUGCUGGUAACCAAAUAAGCAGAAAAUGAGUGAUUAACACACAGAGAAUUUAGUUGAUAAAAUGAGUACAGCAUGUGCAAGAGCAAAAGGUGGAUUUUUAAUGAGAGUUUACAGGAUGUGACACCCUAAAUCUGGUUUUACAGGGAGGUACUGGUAAUACAUGGAAUAGGAUAGCAGAGGAGGAAUGUUAGAGUUUAAAAGAAUGAAUCAUGUGUAAAAAAUAUCUCCUGGUGUUCGUCCAUCAUUGCCUGAGGUUUACGUGAUAUUACAGUUGUUAAAGAGAUCAGACAAGACUUAGGAAGUAAAGGGGUGAUAAUUAGACAAGUUGUUUACACCUUGAGGAAACAAUGUGUUGGAAUACCGUGAUUCUUGUGAGUUGCUGAGCAUGGAUGGUGCUCACUCGCCCGAGUCCUUUAGAGAACCGCAGGGGGUGUACAGGGGAUCUCAUUCAUCUCCGAGCAGGAAUAAAUUCGGGGAGAUGCUCAAUGCCAAAAAGCCACCAAGGAAGAAAGCACCGAUUUCCAGGCAAUGCCACAAUGAUAUCUAUGGACUGUUAGAUGACUGUGUGAUUAAAGGCUCAGUCGGAGUGCCCAAAGAGUGGACCCAGAAAGCACGAGGAGAAUGGGGUCAGAGAAGUACUAGCUUGUCCCCGAACUUGGUCCGGCAUCAGAAGAAGGUGUCCUCAGCUCCUACCUCUCCACUGGCCAUGCACAAAAGGCAUGGCAGUGCCACGGAUUUAGAUGACCAUCUCAGUUUCAUCAGUGAUACUGACAGCAAUGACCCUUCGAGGAUGUCACGGCGACAAGCACCACGACGACACACUUUAGGGGGAGAUGACCUGGAAAAUGGAGAAAGGGGAGAUAAAAAUGGAGAUGAAAGUGUCAACAAGAGAGAGGCUUUCUUAAACAUGCUGGCCAAGCGAUAUCCUCAGUAUGCAGAGAGAAUCCAUCGUCCAGCCAGUGAGAGUGGGUACCCUGCACAGAAUCGCCGCCCUAGAGACCUGCAUCGUCGAGCUACCUCUGUGGUGACCUAUAACCCUGGCUGUGAGCAGGACUUUGACAAUCGAUCGGACACCAUGUCCAGUGUAGACGGCUCGACCUUCAGGCGAGGGGGGUGGAUGAGGAAUAGUAUGCCUGUGAUGAGGUCCCCACCCAAUCUGUAUGACAAGAUGUCGGGUGUGGUAUUUCUGGUGGUGGGGGACCAGACAAGGAAAGCAGAACUCCCUAACGAAAUCACUCACCUGGACACGGUCCGAGCUCUCUUUGUCCGCUCUUUUCCUGGGAAACUGACCAUGGAGUACCUCGCCUCCCCCAAACAGAAGAUUUAUAUCCUGGACACGAUGACCAACAUCUAUUAUCAACUAGAGGAACUACUAGACAUUAAGGAUCGCACAGUUUUACGUUUGUAUGAAUCUGACAGUAAGGAUCUCCAAAGAGUCCGAGAUCCACCCCCAGAAGUACGGGGAAAACAGAUGCAGGUCUCCAGGGAGUCCACCCCUCCCAGAAUUCCAGAGCAGGGUAGAAGAUCUCAGACCCUGCCCACAGGCAUGACUCAUUCCUAUCCCCCACAUCAGGAAAACCAGUUUACACAGAAGGCAAAACCUGCUGACAGAUCAAGGUCAUUGCCGAGGGGUCAAGGACCAGACUAUGGAUACAUCACAUAUCACUCCACUGACAGAGUACAGUCAGCCUCGCCGGAUCGUCCGAAUCUUCGCCCCAUUCCAGAAGACCGUCACUACCAGAAUGGGAUUUCCCACAAUAACGAGGUCAGGCGAUCUCCACCCACAAAUAGGAGCCGAUCAGCUGACCCGUACUACAGGGAGUUAUCUCCCCCUUCACAUGCAAUCACUGCCCCUGGUGCACCCCCACAGACUUAUGUAGCUAAAGGGGUCCGAGCUAAUACCAUGGUGUCUCCUCUCAGGGCAACAGGCCCAGCUCCCGCUAGUCAAGACACAAGAAAUCUCAAUCGACAUACACUGGCCUUCACACCUAUGGAGGAGACAACGAAUCACGGCAGCAUGAGAUCUCAAAGUUAUCGCGUUCCCCCCGACCAUAGCCAACACAUCCCCCCAAGACCCCGGAGUGUUACCCCUCAACCCACCCCACAGGAUGAGUUCACUCAAUUUCGUAUGGACAAGAUGGAGGAGCAGAUUGCUAGCUUGGCAGCGUGGGUACAGACCGCAGUGUCCAGUACCAGCAGUCGUCCAAGCAGUGUCCGUAGUAGUUCUACAACCACUCCAUCAGAACCACCCAGCUCUUCUACCAGCAUUGAGGAAGCCCAUCUCUUGCCAUGCAGUAAAGGUCUUUCUGAUAUUUCGGGAGUUACACAGAAAAGUGUGACUAAAAAUCUUACGGACGGAUUUCUGAUGGUAAGGAAGCAGGCCUCCGAUUUAAAAGGCGAUCUCCGACAAAUUCGAAGACUUCAUCAACUCAGCAAGGAAAGCCUACAGGAAUCCAUACACGAAACUAUGAAAAAAAUCGCAACUGCCUUACGAAGCGUACCAGGAGCAGAACAUCAGUUGCUACGACAACACAGGCUAGAAGCAGACGGCUCAUGUCAGAAAUAUCUGGAGAAGAAAUGCAGGGCCAACAAAGAACUGAGUGAUUUAGAGGGUGCAGUGGAAGAGCUGAGAGAGGACGUGAUUUCCCGUCAGUGUAGAGUCAACAUGUCGGAUGUAGAGGGCAUGGCGCUGAUGCUGAGUACGGUCACCAAAACGUUUGGAGAUCUCAAAGCUGGUUUUCCAGACAUGCAAAAGGAUCUGAAGCAAGUGAUGGCAGGGGAGAUGGAGGUGGUGGUUAAUGAAGAAAGGUUUUUGAAAGAAGAGCCGGAGGUGAUAGAAGAUGCCCUGAAGCGAUGUAAACGUUUGACUGGUACCUUAUUCACUCUCAAAAGGUUGGCAUCGGUUCAACAGCAUCGAGCUCCUCAGGUACCCACUGUCGGAGGAAGGAUUCCGUCAGACGACGAAAAGCGGGCUUUAUUGGAGAACAUCAAGGCCAUGGUGCCAGACCACCAGACUCGACUGAUGAAACUUGAGGCAGCAGAUGCAUCCCGACAACGAAAGAAAAAAAUCAUCACACAACAAGAAGCUCUCAAGUUUGGAAAGUCCCUGGAGAUUGCUACUCGUCUGCUGAAACCCAGCAGCAAGGAAUCUGUGUCGUCUGCUUCAGAUGGAGUGUCUGACAUCCAGUCUUCAACAGCUACCUCAGUCCCGGCCAAAUCCAACACUGCAACAUCAUCAGCUACCUCAAUCCCUGUCACCAAAUCCAAUACUGCAAUGUCAUCAGCCUCAUCCUCAUCUGGUAACCUAACAACUAAAUCCCCAGCUGCAUCAUCAUCAGAAUCCUCUGCUGCCAAGUCAUCUUCUUCUCGAGAAGUUUCGGAAAAUCAGAGUCAGGAGUUUGUUAAUCGAGAAGAAGACUCCCAUCCACAGGGAGCUCAUUUAGCGAGGAAGAAAGAUGCUGCCAGAGCAGCGUUUUUCAGUUCAAUGACUACUCCCCCAACCUCACCUUCACCAUCAGAGGAGCUGGAAUCGUACUCGCCACCAAGACCGUUAAUGGAUUAUACAGUGCAUAUAUUACAGACGAAGGAUUCCAGUACUGGUGAAACUCAGUACACUGUGACGGAUGGACAAUAUUCACAGGCUUCUCAUUCAUCCGCGACCGCUCAGUUAGUUUCCUCCACUACCACUGCCACAUCGACAGGAAGUAGUUCCGCUUCACUGGAUACCAGAUUAAGUUUGACAAACAUUCCAAGAAUCUCCUCUGUUGUUAAGUCCACAGAGACUGUAGAAUCAUCCAAAAUCAGUAGAAAACUAAGGACCUCUACACCUAUAACUAGCAGAGACAGUGAAAAAGCACCGUCAAAAAUUCCUAGUCUUCGAAAGGAUGGACACAGUGAAAGUAGUGGUGGACCAGAUGUAAGGCCUAAGAAAAUACCGCCCCCACCACCCCCAAGGAAAAGCAGCCGUUUACCGAGCCCAGGAAUGAGAGUGGACACAGAAGUUUCUCAGAAUGGCUCGGUGUCUCUGGUGUCCUCUAAGCCUGAACUUCAGCCGAAAGACAUUUCAAUCCUCGGUGGGCAUCAAAUGCAAGUCAAAGACUCUGGAAUCGGUACCUCCACCCCAAAAUCCAACAUUCUUCCAAAGCCCUCCAGUAAAUUUGACAAAGGGAUCAUCGAAGCCAUAGCUAUCCAAAACAAAGAAAGUGGGACAAAACCCGAGUCUCAUGACCCGAGGUUAUUAGCAGAGGAAUCACAGGGGGCCAGAGCCAAAAUACCCCCUCCCAGCAAAAAACCCAAACCACCCCCUCCUCAACGGAAAUCUAGUCUCUCUCAGUCCGAGGAAAGGUCGCAGAUCCCAAAGACAGAAAAGGAGUAGGGGCCUCCAUGAUUGAAUACAUAGGUGCUGAUUAUAGACCCUGCUUGCAUUCAUGUUUUUGACAUCUUUCUCCAGUAUUUGUGCUCAAUGUGUUCUAUCCAAGAAUUCAUUGUACUGAAUUCAGUGAGUCCACCUCUACAAGAUGUCAAGUUAUAGCUUUAAAGACUGUGCAGUGUUGCUGAUGAAGUCAUAUCUACCUCCUGUUAAUGAUGGCACUGCUGUUCACAUCUAGUCAAUUUCCUGCAAAACUGCAACGUGGUGUCUAGAAAAUUUUGAUGGUUGUGUUUUGUGCAUGCUUACUAUUAAGUUAUUGAAUUUGGAUGAACGAAUCAAUAGCUGAUCUUGUGAAUUUUUCAUUUUGAUGAGAAAAUGAAAGUAAAAUCUUAAAUGUGA
Molecule: messenger RNA, 5524 nt
Organism: Ostrea edulis (European flat oyster)
Lineage: Eukaryota; Metazoa; Mollusca; Bivalvia; Ostreida; Ostreidae
Product: coiled-coil domain-containing protein AGAP005037-like
Exons: 18
Coding region: 1142-5131 (1329 amino acids)
Cellular component (GO): cytoplasm
Source: RefSeq, a predicted model, not a curated record